This is a messenger RNA of Aethina tumida (small hive beetle), 3913 nucleotides long. RefSeq names its product 2-oxoglutarate dehydrogenase complex component E1 (gene Nc73EF). Gene Ontology annotation, molecular function: oxoglutarate dehydrogenase (succinyl-transferring) activity; thiamine pyrophosphate binding. Lineage: Eukaryota; Metazoa; Arthropoda; Insecta; Coleoptera; Nitidulidae. The transcript is spliced from 13 exons. Bases 150 to 3344 code for a protein of 1064 amino acids. The record is from RefSeq and is a predicted model, not a curated record. Gene Ontology annotation, biological process: tricarboxylic acid cycle. Gene Ontology annotation, cellular component: oxoglutarate dehydrogenase complex; mitochondrion.
CCGACCUGUCAAAUACUCGCUGAAUUAACCCAGAACUUCUCAAAUCCACCGAUCAACGUAUCGACUCAACAGCUGCCAAAAAUUCGUAUUAAAAUAAGUUUCACGUGACUCCACCAGCUAACAUUAAUUUCAUUUUACGCAAUAGAAACAUGCAUCGAGCAAGAACAAUUGUGAACCAACUAGUGAGCCCGAAUGGUCAGAAAUUCGCGGGAUGGCUGUUGGCGAAAAACGGGCCGACCGUCAAUGUGUGUGCCUCGUGUCGAAAUUAUAACGUACCUGUGGCAUCUGAGCCGUUCCUGAACGGCAGUUCAUCGCAAUAUGUGGAGGAUAUGUACAAUGCCUGGCUGGCAGAUCCCAACAGUGUGCAUUCAUCUUGGGAUUCAUUCUUUCGAAACUCCGCCGCGGGAGGCCCUGGAUACCAGGCCCCCCCUACAUUAGCGCCCCUUGGUAAAAAUGAGGUACCCGCCAGUGCCCUGUUCCCCAUCGGAGGGACGUCCGCCCUCGGCACCGGCGCCAUCAACGAAAAGGUCAUCGACGAUCACUUGGCAGUCCAAGCCAUUAUCCGGAGUUACCAGAUCCGAGGACAUCACAUAGCGAAAUUGGACCCAUUGGGCAUCAACAGCGCCGAUUUGGACGACCAGACACCGCAAGAGCUCGUUUACAAAAAUUACAAUUUCGACCAUCCGUCACGAACAUACUCGGAGGAGUUACGAAGGCAAGUUCGACAGUUUAUGCAAAAUGACACCGACAUGGAUCGCGUCUUUAAACUACCCUCCACCACAUUUAUUGGCGGCAAAGAACAACAGUUGCCGCUUCGUGAAAUUUUACGUCGUCUCGAGCUGACCUAUUGCCGUCACAUCGGCGUGGAGUUCAUGUUCAUCAACAGUUUGGAGCAGUGCAAUUGGAUCAGACAGCGUUUGGAAACACCCGGCUCCACUGAUCUGUCGGCCGAUCAGAAGAGGUUGAUCCUGGCCAGAUUGACUCGUGCCACAGGUUUCGAGUCUUUCCUCGCCCGUAAAUGGUCCUCAGAAAAACGUUUCGGUCUUGAGGGUUGCGAAAUCCUCAUCCCCGCCAUGAAGACCGUAAUCGACAAGUCCACCGAAUUGGGCGUCGAAAGCAUCGUCAUGGGCAUGCCCCACAGAGGUCGUCUCAACGUGUUGGCCAACGUGUGCCGUAAACCACUCCACCAGCUGUUCACCCAGUUCGCCGGUCUCAAAGCCGCUGAUGAUGGUUCCGGUGACGUAAAAUACCACUUGGGAACGUACAUUGAAAGAUUGAACCGCGUCACCAACAAGAACAUCAGGUUGGCCGUCGUCGCCAACCCGUCCCAUCUUGAAACAGUCGAUCCGGUCGUACAAGGAAAGACCAGAGCUGAACAGUUCUACAGGGGAGACGGCGAAGGCAAAAAGGUAAUGUCCAUGCUGUUGCACGGUGACGCCGCCUUCUCCGGCCAAGGUGUUGUCUUCGAAACCAUGCACUUGUCUGAAUUGCCCGCCUACACCACCCACGGUACCAUCCACAUCGUCGCCAACAAUCAAAUUGGAUUCACCACUGACCCCCGUUUCUCCAGAUCCUCGCCUUACUGUACCGAUGUCGCUCGUGUCGUCAACGCCCCAAUCUUCCACGUGAACGCCGACGAUCCAGAAUCAGUCAUCCACGUGUGCAACUUGGCCGCCGAAUGGAGGGCCACUUUCCACAAGGAUGUUGUCAUCGAUCUGGUGUGCUACCGCAGGAACGGCCACAACGAAAUCGACGAGCCCAUGUUCACACAACCGCUCAUGUACCGCAAGAUCAAGAGCACCAAACCCUGUUUGGACAAGUAUUCAGAGCAACUCAUUCAAGAAGGCGUUGUCACCGAAGAAGACGUCAAACAGGUUAAGGAAAAAUACGACAAGAUUUGCGAGGAAGCUUUCGAACGUGCACGUCAAGAAACCCACAUCAAAUACAAGGACUGGAUUGAUAGCCCCUGGUCUGGAUUCUUUGAAGGCAAGGACCCAUUGAAGGUUAACCCAACUGGUGUCAUUGAGGACACUUUGGUGCACAUUGGCAAGAGAUUCUCUUCACCACCACCCAACGCCGCCGAAUUCAUCAUCCACAAGGGUAUUGAACGUAUUUUGAAAGCUAGAAUGGACAUGGUGGAGAAUCGCAUCAUCGAUUGGGCUCUUGGAGAGGCUAUGGCUUUCGGUUCUCUGCUCAAGGAAGGAAUCCACGUCCGUUUGUCUGGACAGGACGUUGAACGUGGCACCUUCUCCCACAGGCAUCACGUCUUGCACCAUCAGACAGUCGACAAAGCCACCUACCGCCCCCUCUCCAACUUGUACCCAGACCAAGCUCCUUACACCGUUUGCAACAGCUCAUUGUCCGAAUACGGUGUCUUAGGUUUCGAAUUGGGUUACUCAAUGACCAACCCCAACGCUUUGGUCAUCUGGGAGGCUCAGUUCGGAGACUUCGCCAACACCGCUCAAUGUAUCAUUGACCAGCUCUUGUCCAGCGGUCAGGCCAAAUGGGUCCGUCAAACUGGAUUGGUUAUGUUGUUGCCCCACGGCAUGGAAGGACAAGGACCUGAGCACUCCAGCGCCCGCUUGGAACGCUUCUUGCAAAUGUCCUCCGACGACCCCGACUAUUUCCCACCCGAAAGCGACGACUUCGCCGUCCGCCAGCUCCACGACAUCAACUGGAUCAUAGCCAACUGCACCACCCCAGCCAACUUGUUCCACAUCUUGCGUCGUCAAAUCGCUCUACCUUUCCGCAAACCCCUCAUCCUCAUGACCCCCAAGAGCUUGUUGCGUCACCCCGAAGCAAGAAGCUCGUUCGAUGAGAUGACCGAAGGCACCGAAUUCAAGAGAAUCAUCCCAGAUGUCGGUCCUGCGUCCGAAAAUCCCAAUGGUGUUGAAAAAUUGAUCUUCUGCAGCGGCAAGGUUUACUACGAUAUCAAGAAGGCCAACCAAGAGAAGGGAGUCGACAGCAAAAUCGCUCUCACUCGUGUUGAACAGCUUACUCCCUUCCCGUACGACCUUGUGAAACAAGAGUGUGCUAAGUACCCCAACGCUCAAAUCGCUUGGGCCCAGGAAGAACACAAAAACCAAGGUGGCUGGACUUAUGUCCAACCUAGAUUCCAGACCGCUCUUAGUGGAGCCAGAGAAGUCGUUUCCAAAAAGGGCGGUUGGUUCAGUAGUUUAUUUGGUAAAUCUGAACCGGAAACAAAACCUGUUACGGAUGUCGUCCCUGACACCAGAGUUGUUAGCUAUGUUGGCAGACCCGUAGCUGCCAGUACAGCCACUGGAAGCAAAGCCCAACAUCUUAAGGAACUUGCAACCCUCUUGGAUGAUGCCGCAAGACUUUAAAUGCAGUCAAGUUAUAUUAAAUUUAACCAAGAACCACCUAGAUUCCCAUUGAAAGUAAUAGUAAAUUGUAUGCUGUUGCACAGUUCAAGCGUUCAAGUAGACGUUGACCUGCGAUGAAUGGGGCACUAUGUUUUGUAAAUAUGAAAAGAAUUAUACUUAAUGUUUGUAUUGUGCGAUACGCUGUAUUUUUAGUGAUUAUUUAUUUAUUUCAAAUUGAGCAGGUAUUUUAAUAAGAUUUUAAUGAAAUAGUCUUUUAAAUCAAACUGCACUGAUAAAUUUAUGUAAAUGUAAAGUAUGUAAAUAGCACUUAUGUAGGUUUACAUAAUAACGCACUGUAAGUAUUUAAUGUCGACGAUGUAUGGGUAAGAAACUUAACUAUUAAACAAAAGUUUUUAUGCUGGAGUGUUUCAGCCAGGUGCAAAAUUACUAUCAACAAACAUAUUUAGUAUAAUACUCGAUAAAAUGUAUAAACGAGACGUGGUUAAGGUUUCAGAAAGUAUUUUAAAAAUAUGUUAUUUAUUUAUUGUAAGAAUGAAUGAUAUUUUGAAUGACAAAUUUGUUGCUUAAAA